This is a messenger RNA of Pieris napi, 2681 nucleotides long. It is a transcript of the gene Cbp53E, whose product is annotated as calbindin-32. The record is from RefSeq and is a predicted model, not a curated record. The transcript has 13 exons. Bases 230 to 1231 code for a protein of 333 amino acids. Gene Ontology annotation, molecular function: calcium ion binding. Gene Ontology annotation, cellular component: cytosol; dendrite; terminal bouton. Gene Ontology annotation, biological process: regulation of presynaptic cytosolic calcium ion concentration; regulation of long-term synaptic potentiation. NCBI's taxonomy places the organism in Eukaryota, Metazoa, Arthropoda, Insecta, Lepidoptera, Pieridae.
CGUUGUCCGCGCGGUUGCUACACGUCUACUCCGAUAGUGUAGCUUUCGUGUUAAAUAUAAACAAUACAAUUACUUUACAAAACACUCGAGGCUAGGGAUCUAAGGAUGUAAACGAGCCAGACACAACGAACGGAAUCUUUGACAUAGAUGUAAUGUGAACACAUAACUUACACGCACAGACAAUAAACGAAGCCAAAUUAUUAAGAAUUACUGAACUCGCUAUAUUUAAAUGAAAAUUGAUUGCUCAGCUGAAUUUAUAGUUAAAUUUAUUACACACAUAAAAAUGAGUCUCGAUUCGACCUCAUCUAAAAAGUUUAAUUUGGAGAAGGCAUCGAAUUUUAUGCGUCAGUUUCGGGAUCCUGACUCUAGGGAAUUAAAGAAAUUGUCUGCCAAUCAGUUCAUGGAGAUCUGGAGUCACUAUGACAAAGACGGCAACGGCUACAUCGAAGGAACGGAGCUGGACGGCUUCUUGAGAGAGUUCGUCUCUAGCGCUAAUUUUACCGACAUCAGUCCCGAUGCGGUUUCGGAUUCGAUGCUCGUGGAACUUAAAGCCUGUUUUAUGGAAGCCUACGACGAUAACCAAGAUGGCAAAAUCGAUAUUCGGGAGUUGGCCCAACUUCUUCCAAUGGAGGAAAACUUUCUCCUUCUGUUCAGGUUUGAUAACCCUCUAGAAUCGAGCGUCGAGUUUAUGAAGAUUUGGCGAGAAUACGAUACUGAUGGAAGUGGAUACAUUGAAGCCGACGAGCUUAAGAAUUUCUUACGCGAUCUCUUGAAAGAGGCGAAAAAAAUAAACGACGUAUCCGAAGAUAAAUUAAUCGAGUACACCGAUACAAUGCUCCAAGUUUUUGACUCUAACAAAGACGGCAGACUUCAGCUUUCCGAAAUGGCGAAGCUUCUACCAGUGAAGGAAAAUUUUCUCUGCAGACAAGUGUUCAAGGAAGGCAUCGAGGGCGCCACUAAGCUCACUAAGGACGACAUCGAAAGAGUUUUUUCACUUUAUGACAGAGACAAUAACGGAUCUAUAGAAAAUGAAGAGUUAAAAGGAUUUCUCAAAGACCUCUUAGAAUUGGUAAAAAAGGACUACGACGCCCAAGACCUGCUCGAAUUCGAAGAGACCAUUCUCCAAGGCCUGGAAUACAGCAGUGAAGGGAAAAUAAGUAGAAAACAAUUGACAAUGAUACUUUUGGCUCUGGCGAAGCAUAAUCAAGAAGAAGAGCCGGCUACUCCAUAAUUGAAAACAAAUCUCGUUGCUAGUCCGUCCCACUGUCAAUUCACUUGGCCUUUUCAUAGCCUAGAUGAGAUGAGAGAGAGAAGCUAUGAAAAGGCUUCAGGUAGAAUUACCUCCAAAAAAAUAAUGUGUGCUUUUUACAAUAGAAGCGUCGUGUUAAAUGUACUAGCUUGAUGUGUUAAACGUUUAGUGAGUAUUGUAAGCAUUGUUACAGUUUUGUUAUUCACUUUAACAAUGUAUAACCCACCCGUGGACACGUAUACUUGAAUUAAAGAAAAGGAGAAGGCCAUGGCAUGAAGCCGUGAAGCUGAACCAACCAUUUAUAUCGGCAACCCAGCGAGCAAUACCUGUUGAUUAUGCGCGUGGAGCUAGCGGUCAAUUUUUCCUACCUUGUAAAUCUAUGCCACAGAGUUUAUCAUUGUUAUAAAAGCUGUUUAGAAUUACCGUAAGAUAUAAGCCAAAGUCAAUGCCAAAUAUUGUAUAAAAAUUAUAGGGAUAUCCCUCGUGAGAGUUUAUUUUACUAUUCAAUUAUUAAUCUCCUUUCCUGUUUAUUUAUACAAUUUCUAAACAACAUUGAAGGCAUUUCUUUCUCUUUUUAAAACUACUGUAAUGAUAGUGAGCAAUCUAAAAAUCGAAGGUACCUUACCUCGUGAGAAGAAGAUUAUUGUUGUUAUUAAUGUACAUUAUUCCACGGAUUCUUCUGCGACUCAGCGAUGAUUUUAGUAUUGACUAUAACGCAGAAUAUAAUUCUAAGCCCAGGGAUAAAGUGAUAUUUUGUAUUUAGUUAAAUUUAACCCGAGUUGGAAUAGCUAUUAUUUAAUUAAGUGAAACCAUAACGUAGUAUAAUAAAGGUGCAAUCAUUAUUACUUAUGUUCUUUAAAAUGCUUAAAUCUUGAAUAGUUAACGUUUGUGUAAUAUUUUCAUGUGUCGCUUCAAUAUUGAUUGAACUCGUGAGAGCCGACUUCUAAUCAACAGCAUUGGUCCUGCGUGUCUUAUAAUGUUAAACAAACGCUUCUUCUCUUCGCUUUGUACUUUUUAAUAGCUAUCUGAAAAUGCCGUAACGUGUCUCGAGUGAGGCACCGGUGGUCGUACGUAACUAUUGUUCAAUUUCCUAAUUUUUGGGACACAGAUCAGGCCAUACGCACUUUGCUACAUAGAAAUCUUGUAAUAAUGUACCAGACAUAGAACGCAAAGUCGAGUCGAGUCUAGCCCAUGUCACGAACAAUUAUAUUCCUGAUAAUUUAGAAGCAAUCGGCGACCGAGACAUGUUUGGUACUUAUUAAGAUUUCUAUGAUUUGCAGUUAUGGUAGAAAAAAUAUAAUUUUCGUUGUUAGAAAUCGAUGUGAUAGUAAAGAUAAAUGUUAAUUUAAUUUAAAAUGUAUUAGUUCUAAUAUAUUAUAAUAACGUGUUAAUUAUAACAUAAAUGUGCAAAGACUAAACAUUAAUAAUGCAA